Centruroides sculpturatus (bark scorpion) is the source of this 1033-nucleotide messenger RNA. RefSeq lists its product as uncharacterized. The record is from RefSeq and is a predicted model, not a curated record. The transcript has 4 exons. Gene Ontology annotation, cellular component: membrane. Bases 311 to 940 code for a protein of 209 amino acids. Lineage: Eukaryota; Metazoa; Arthropoda; Arachnida; Scorpiones; Buthidae. Gene Ontology annotation, biological process: sensory perception of taste.
GUUAUAUUUUUCUUCUUUUGCUCUGUUCACAUUACUGAUUUACAACAGGAAGAGUGCCGUAUGUAAAUUAGAGAAUGUCUUGACGCAACUAAUACUUGAAACCGCUCAUUGCAUCAAUCCUACUUUCCAUUCUGAAUAUUCUUAUAUUAAAAAGCUAGAAUGGCUUCUCCUUUCCGUAAUCUCCUUAACAAUUAACAUUGCAGUUGUAAGCGUUUCCGUUUUCAAUAGUGAAAAUGAAAUAAUAUAUUUAAAAUAUCAACACAUUUCAUUAAUUAAUGUUGCAUUCCUCGUAAUUUACGUAUCAUACAUUAUGUUGAUAAGUGUAAUAAUCCAAAUUGCCGUUUAUUAUUACGUGCUUGUAACUGCCAUAAUAAGAAAAAAAGUGAACGAAGCCAAUCAGCAAUUUAAAUUUCUCUUCGAUCAUACAGAAAUGAUCCACAUGCUUAAAUCUGUGCAGAGACACCAUCUGAAAUGUCUACAGAUGAUAGAGGCAGCCGAUGAAUUCUUUCAGUUAUACAUUUUCUGUGUUUAUUCUGUCAUCAUUCCGACUAUAUUUUUGCUUUUCUGUAAUAUCCUUGUUGCAGAAUAUUCUAACUUCAGUAAUAUUUUGUAUUUUCAUAUUUUGAUGUGCUGCAUAAUUGUCCUGGUCGUUACUUUAGAAGCCGGUGGACUAUCUUCCAAGGCUCAUCGUCUAGAAUUUAUUUUACGUGAAGUUCCAGUUCUUGAAAUUCCGAAACGUCAAAUAUUUCAAAUUAAUACUUCGUUAGAAAGACUGAGAGGAUCAAGAAUUGGUUACAGUUGUUUAGGAAUAUUUGUUGUUUCUAAUAACACUUUAACAAAGGUAAUUAGUGGCUUGACGACUUACAUCUUGAUGUAUAUGCAAAUGAGGCAAAAGUCAGAACAAAGAAAUUUUCCAACUUUAUCGAUUACGAGUAAAUAAAUGCCUGUUUUUAUCUUCUAUUGUCAACUGAUAACCAAAUUUCGAUGCAUUCUAUGACUAUUGCGAAUAAUACAUAUAAAUCAUUAUAUAAUG